AUGUCAGGAUCAGGAUUCCAUGGGUUCAGACAAGAUAUGCCCCCACCGGGAGGGUACGAGGCUAUCAAGUAUAAACGAAAUUUACCUGUCAGAGGUGUAGGAGGUGCAGUAGUGUUCAGCACGGUGGCUGCUAUCUGUGCUUUUGGAUUCUGGAGAGUUGGAAAGGGAAACGUAGAGAAGAGAGAACUCAAGCGUGAACAGGCAUGGUCGCGAAUCAACCUCGUCCCAUUACUAUUGGCUGAACAAGACAGAGAUGCCUAUAGAAGACAACAAGCUGCUUUGGCUAGGGAGAAGGAGAUCAUGAAGGAUUACCCAGGAUGGGAGGCCGGAAAGAGUACAUAUAACUCUUCGAGAUAUACACCAAACACCAUUGUCGUUCUCUAG
Messenger RNA from Kwoniella mangroviensis CBS 8507, 384 nucleotides. RefSeq lists its product as uncharacterized. The record is from RefSeq and is a predicted model, not a curated record. The coding region runs from base 1 to 384 and encodes 127 amino acids. NCBI's taxonomy places the organism in Eukaryota, Fungi, Basidiomycota, Tremellomycetes, Tremellales, Cryptococcaceae. The transcript is spliced from 4 exons.